GUGGUUCAACCGGGUUCAACACAUCGUAGUUUUAUCCUCCUACUUCUUCAUUCCAACGGCUGCUGCGGUCUGUACAGCACAAACUCUUCUCUCGGUUACGCAAAGCUCAACCAUGGCUGGCAGAGGAACAGUGAAGCCACUCAGUGGAUUCAAUGCUAAUAAUGAUGCUGAGGUUCUCUACAAGGCCAUGAAAGGAAUUGGCACCGAUGAGGAUGCUAUUAUCAAGCUGGUGACAGCACGCAGUAAUGCACAGCGCCAAGAAAUCAAAGCUGCAUUCAAAACUCUGCAUGGAACGGAUUUGGUGGAUGAUUUGAAGUCCGAGCUCACUGGGAAGUUGGAGUCUCUGAUAGUAGCUCUGAUGACUCCUCCCAUCAUGUUUGAUGUCACAUCUGUGCGGAAUGCUAUUAAGGGAGCAGGCACAGAUGAGAAAGUGUUGAUUGAGAUCUUGGCAUCUAGAUCGGCCAAUGAAGUCAACGAGAUCAAAAGUUUAUACAAGCAAGAGCAUAAAAAUGAACUGGAGAAAGAUGUGACUGGUGACACUGGAGGUCAUUUCGAGAGGAUGCUGGUUGUUUUGCUACAAGCCAGCAGACAGCAGGGUAUACAGGAGAACCUCGUUCAAAGUGAUGCUCAGGCUCUGUUUGCCGCGGGAGAAAAGAAGUGUGGAACUGAUGAAAGCCAGUUCAUCACUAUACUGGGAAACCGUAGUAGUGCUCACCUUAGGAAAGUGUUUGAGGAGUACAGAAAGCUCUCAGGGUAUGAGAUAGAGGAGAGCAUCCAGAGAGAGACCUCAGGAACCCUCCAAGAAGUAUUUCUGGCUGUUGUGAAGUGUGCCCGCAGUUUACCAGGGUAUUUUGCGGAGAGCCUUUACAAAGCCAUGAAGGGGGCAGGCACCGAUGACCAGACAUUGAUCAGGAUCAUGGUGUCCCGCAGUGAGGUGGACAUCCUGGAUAUACGUGCUGAAUUUCGCAAGAAGUUUGCAACCUCCCUGCACAAAAUGAUUAAUGGUGAUACCGCAGGUGACUACCGUAAAGCCCUUCUGCUCCUGUGUGGCGGUGAUGAUGCAUAAGCCUUCCGUGCUUUCUGCCUGGGUCAGAUCCCAUGUCUCCCAACUCAGGGGCAGCUCUGUGGGACAAGGGCUCAGUCAGUCCCCUUCUGAACCCAAUUCUGGACCAAUUACAAAUGCAUGACAUUCCAAAUCAAUAGAAGGAUCUCUUGUCCAACUGUGAAGAUGCUCUGCAUAGCACAGAAUUACCUAAUUCAAACGAGCGAAUUUUUGCAUUCAUAUUUUUUGAAAUGUGUAAAAGAUUAAGAGUAAGAAAUAAUUUUAGUAGAAACAAAAAAAAAAUUUGAAAAAAAUAUGAAACCAUUCUCUUUACAGUAAUCAAAGAAUAAUUUAUAAACCUUCUCUGAUUGAUUUGGCCUUAACUUGAAAUCUGUUACAGAAAAAGAAAGUCAUACUCUUCUCUUUUGAGAGAUGAAGAUGCAAGCCUUAAAAUUUCUUAUGAAAAUGCCUGUUAACCCAGCACUAUUAAGUCCAAAUAUUCAGGUGUAUUCAAUGAAGCGAUAUUUUCUAUGUAUUCAACAAGUUUUCACUUAUUUAUUGUUUGUAUGCUCACUAACUACCUUGACAUGUCAGUUUAUAGCAAUAUAGUAGUAUAACCACUAGUCUUAUAAUUGGCAUAAUAAUCAAGUUUAACCCUAAAACCGUAUUCUGGACAAAUGUGGGGAAAAUAGUUUUGA
Molecule: messenger RNA, 1740 nt
Organism: Pimephales promelas (fathead minnow)
Lineage: Eukaryota; Metazoa; Chordata; Actinopteri; Cypriniformes; Leuciscidae
Gene: anxa5b
Product: annexin A5b
Biological process (GO): negative regulation of coagulation
Cellular component (GO): plasma membrane; vesicle membrane; cytoplasm
Molecular function (GO): phosphatidylserine binding; calcium ion binding; calcium-dependent phospholipid binding
Source: RefSeq, a predicted model, not a curated record